Molecule: messenger RNA, 3525 nt
Organism: Quercus robur (English oak)
Lineage: Eukaryota; Viridiplantae; Streptophyta; Magnoliopsida; Fagales; Fagaceae
Product: pentatricopeptide repeat-containing protein At1g09820
Exons: 3
Coding region: 257-2098 (613 amino acids)
Molecular function (GO): protein binding
Source: RefSeq, a predicted model, not a curated record
CCCACAAUUCUGCCUCAAAACUAUUAGUAAGCCCAAUCCGUUUGCUAAAACCAUUAACCCACCGGCCCCUAUCAUCUCUAACAACGCCUCCACACCCAGCCAGCCCAAUAUCACCAUUAAAAGCCCCAUCCUUGUUGAGUUUCUUCCAGCCCUGCGGUGGCCUCUCCCAACGUAUUCUCUUGACCACAGUUUCAAUUAUCGGCUUCUAUUCGUUUUUCUCAGUCAUCUCUCUCUGCCACCGUUUCAGAAUAUCUCUAUGAAUUCAAGAUCAAAGCUUUUCCAAGUCAAUUUUCUACAUGGGAAAGUUUCCAUUUUCACGAGAAAUAAACAGAGUUCCAGGCCUUUUUGCUCUCCAGACUCCACUGCAACAACCCCAACCUCACAAUCUCUCAACAUCCCAUCUCUCUCAGAGCUCAUAUCAAAGCAACACUGGUCAGAGCUGAAGACCCAUCUCAAACUCAACCCCACAAGCUCCACCACACUUCUCCACCACUUGCUCAGCUCAGAGGCUGACCCAGAGCUCACUCUCAGGUACUUCAACUGGUCCCAGAAAGAGUUCAGACUCUCACACCCUCUCGAGCUCUCUUUUAGACUCUUGCACUCACUUGCCAAUACCAAAAAGCACUCAAAGAUGAGAGCUUUAUUAGAUGGUUUUGUUAAAGUUGAGAACUUUCAUUCCAAUUCUUUGAUUUUACAUAUGGUUUCAAUGAGUGGCAAUAGUUUUUGUGCUAAUUCAAUGAUAGUUGAUAUGUUAGUGUUAGCAUAUGUGAGAAAUAGGAAGACCCAUUUGGGGUUGGAGGUGUUUAAGAGAGCUGGGGAUUAUGGGUUUAGGUUGUCUGUGUUUUCAUGUAAUCCAUUGUUAAGUGGUUUGGUGAAGGAGAGUGCAAUUGGGGAUGUGGAAUAUGUGUAUAAGGAGAUUAGGAGGAGGAAGAUUGAGCCUGAUGUGAUUACAUUUAAUGUUGUGGUUAAUGGGUUGUGUAAGGUUGGGAAGUUGAAUAAGGCUGGGGAUGUUAUUGAGGACAUGAAGGCGUGGGGGUUUUUGCCGAAUGUGGUUACGUAUAAUACUCUCAUUGAUGGGUAUUGCAAGAUGGGUAGGGUAGGAAAAAUGUAUAAGGCUGAAUCCAUUUUGAAGGAUAUGGUGGCGAAUCAAGUUUGCCCGAAUGAGGUGACUUAUAAUAUUUUGAUUGACGGGUUUUGUAAGGAUGAGAAUGUGUCAGCUGCAAAAAAGGUGUUUGAGGAAAUGCAAAGGCAGGGUUUAAGAGCCAAUAUGAUCACGUAUAAUUCAUUGAUUAAUGGCCUGUGUUGUGAUGGGCAGCUUGAUGAGGCUAUUAGUUUGCGGAAUGAAAUGUUGGGCUCGGGUGUGAAGCCGAAUGUUGUUACUUUUAAUGUGCUUAUAAAUGGGUUUUGUAAGAAGAAAAUGAUUAAGGAAGCUAGAGAGUUGUUUGAUGAUAUAAGGAAACAAGGGUUAGCUCCUAAUGCUAUAACGUAUAAUACAUUGAUUGAUGCUUGUUGUAAGAAUGGGAUAAUGGAGGAAGCCAUUGUGCUGCAAAGUUCAAUGUUAGAGAAGGGGAUUUUCCCUGAUGUUUCGACCUAUAAUUGCUUAAUUGCAGGUUUGUGUAGAAAGGGGGAUAUAGAAGCGGCCAGGAAACUUAUAACUGAUAUGGAGGGUAAGGGAUUGAGAGCUGAUCUUGUAACAUAUAAUAUAAUUAUAGAUGCACUGUGCAAGGAAGGGGAAUCAAGAAAGGCAGCAAGGCUCUUGAAUGAGAUAUUUAAGAUGGGUUUGAGCCCAAGUCACGUGACAUACAAUACUUUGAUGGAUGGCUAUUGUAUGGAAGGUAACCUCAAGGCAGCAGUGAAUGUAAAAACACGGAUGGAGAAGGAAGGGAGGCAGGCAAAUGUGGUAACCUACAAUGUGUUGAUUAAAGGUUUUUGUAAGAAGGGCAAGCUGGAGGAUGCAAACAGGCUUCUUAAUGAGAUGCUAGAAAGAGGUUUGAACCCAAAUCGGACUACUUAUGAAGUAGUAAGAGAGGAAAUGAUGGAGAAAGGUUUUGUUCCAGAUAUAGAAGGGCAUCUAUAUAAUGUCUCUGUUGGCACCUGAACAUUGAAAUGACAAAUGAAUUGUUAUUACUGUGACUGAUGUAUCAUGGGGCACACUGGUACAACAAAAUGGUAGAAUGCAACCUCACUGUCGCAAGUUAUACAUGUCUAAAUUAUAUGUUAAGAUUGUUGCAGUUUUAGAAGACUAGACCACAGUACAUGUGCUUCAUUUUCCUCACAAGGAAUAUUUUCCCACACCAUUCAAGUUUUUGAUGCUUGUCAUGCCUGUCCAAUUCAGCUGAAAAAUGUCGGCAGCUGGUUGGGGAAGAGGCUUCAUCCCAAAGUGGGAAGUUUACAUUCUUGAACUGUUUAGACAUGGGCUCUGGAACUGUAGCAUGUGGUGUGAAAGAGGGUGUGAAGCUGUACUUCUAGAGCAUUUGAGCUGCUCAUGUUGAAAAAGCAAGGCAUAUUGCAAUUGAGAAUGCCUUAGUUUAUGCAUUGUCACAGGGGAUGGCAGCUAAAGAUGCAGCCAUAGAAGCACAGAAAGAAGGGGCAAAGUCUGCAAAGUUGGCAACCUGGAAAGCCAAGCGCAUUAUAGGCCCUAUUAUCUCCUCUGGAUGGGACUUUUUUGAAGCAAUAUACUAUGGUGGUACCAUGACAGAAGGGUUCCUCAGAGGCACUGGGACAUCAUUUGGCCUGCAUGCUGGUGGUUUCUUUGGAGAGCAAAGGUUUGGGAGGUUUGGCUAUCUUGUGGGAAGUCAAUUGGGCAGUUGGGUUGGAGGUACGAUUGGACUUAUGGUAUAUGAUGUGUCUAAUGGAGUGCAUUACUUGGUUCAGUUUGUACAAACUGCAGAAAGUGUUCUUCGUGAAACACCAGCCUAUGAAAAAUUUGAAGCUUCUGAGGACAUAACUAUUUAUGAGGCUCCUCCUUCUGUCCGUCAUAUGUGAGUUCUGAGGCAUCUGAAGAUUCCAAUGCUUUUGAAACUCUUGCUUAUGAGAGCUAUGAAUCAUAUGAAGAUUCUGAAUUGAGCAGGUGCUGCUUUCCAUUGGUGAAUUUGCAAGCGAUCAAGAAUGAACAAGCAGAAGUUCAUAAAGAAUCUGAGAAAUGAUGUCAGCUGGUUGCAAACUUGAUCAGUGAGAUGAGCAGGGACCAAAUGCCAAUAUAUAGUGCUAUGUCAAUCAUAUGUAGAGCAUCAUUUGCUUGUGGCUCAGAAAAAGUUCGAGUUAACAAACAAGGAUGCCAUCUAUAAAAGUAUAAAUUGCCCAAUCUGAAGGAUGAUAUUGGUUAACCAUUUAUAGUACCAAAGAUUAUGAUCCGCUUCUGAAUAUUGGUCUGCUUCCUCUUACAACCUAUCAUGCUUUAUAAACUUUGGCAGAUAUAGUUAAUAGCUUUGGACAUUCCCUACCCCAUUUGAUCCUUUGUCGAAUGCUGGAAGGCUUUUGUGCCAAUCACAAUCAAAGCAGCAAAUAAUCAGUUUGCCACGGACA